CGCUAAAACGACUGAAAGAUAUUUCUGUAAAGGUUUUAAUGGGACAAGUUUGAAGAAAAAUGGUGAAGUGUGAGACUCACAAUCAUAGAUUUUCCAAAGACAGAGUAGGUUUUAAAUUCAAAUUAACGGUUUGCGGGGCGUUUUGGUUUCGAUACGCCCGGCCCGGAGAGUUUGUAUCGCGUGCUAAUGGACAAGAUAAUAAUUAUCGAUUUCAGAAAACUCUGAUUCUAGUUUUAAAACUAGUGGACAGUGGACAUAAAUAUAUUUUUAGUAAUUCUUCUAGUUGUUAACACUUUAUAACAUGACAUAUUAUAACUUUUUGUUUGCUAAAUUCUGUUUCUUAACUUUUGGAUCAACUGGUAACGUAUUACAGAAUAUUUUCAUGUAUUUACAGAUAUUUGCGAUCAUCUUUUGGCUGCUUGUCCUUGUCUCCGUGGCAGUCAUCUUCAUCGACACUGUCCAUGAGUUCAGAAUCCCGAAGGAUUCCAAAAUGGACGAGAAUGAGAAGAUUUCCGAUCCGACACUUCACUGGUGGUUCAAUACAACCGGCAAUCCAAAGAGUGACAUGUACCAGACAACCAAGUCUAGUCCAAUUUCGAGAUAUUUGGAUUUUGUUUUGAAUAUAUUUUUCACGAUUGAGUUAAUUUUGAGGUUUAUGACAGUGCCUAAUAAGUUGGUAUUCAUGCGCAAUUUGAUUACUAUCAUUGAUAUCGUAUGUGUCGUCCCCGCCUUGGUUAUGUAUACGAUCAUAUUUGCAGUGCCUGACUACCAGAAAAGCACGGCUCUUGAGUGGAUCGUCCGUGUUGCCUGGAUGUUGAGAUUACUCCGCGUUCUGAGGAUCUUCAAACUGACGAAGCAUUACACGGGAUUGAAAAUAUUCGUAAUGGCGUUGAAAGCCAGUUGGAGGGAGUUGGUACUGCUGCUGGUGUUUAUUCUAAUAGGUGUGAUGAUUUUCUCCAUUUUAAUUUACUUCGCGGAGUUUUCACAACCUGACACCUUUCCUAAUAUGGUCACUGGCCUUUGGUGGGGCAUCAUCACCAUGACAACGGUCGGUUAUGGUGACGUCUACCCGAAAUCAGUAGCCGGGUGUGUUAUUGGGUCUUUGUGCGCUCUUAGUGGACUCAUUGCCACGGGACUCCCAAUCCCAAUUAUAGCAAACAAUUUUAACCAAUAUUACAGCUAUGCAAACCUAAAGCCUAAGAUCUUCAAUAAAAGAGGGGGAUUGACCGAAAUGAAACGAUUCUCUACGAGAAAGGAGAGUCAACGGAGAACUGGAAAGUUUGUUCCUGACGAUGAGACAAUUUUUGAAAAUGAUGCCCCAUUCGAAAACAGUGAUCCUAUAAGUGAAAACCCCGUGGCAAAUAGCCCAAUUGAAACUCCAAUUUAAAACUUAAUGUACUGAAGUUUGAAACUCGAUGUACUUCUUGUGUUAUUGGUUCAGGAAUCUAGGGUGUCUGUUGUCGACAUCAGGACACAACGUGAUCAGAAAAGAGAGAGUGCAAACUGUAGCAAUAGUAUCAACAAUUGCCAACAUGUCUCUUUGAAUUAUUGUCGUUACACCAAGAACUAAGAGUACAAGCGACAGGCAUUUUUAGAACAAAAAUGAAAAAAACUUUUCGUGCGUGCCUUAUGAUUUCAUAUAAGUUGUCACUUUUUGUAACUAUGGUAAUAUAUAUUGCUUGCUACAUGUCUUGUGUUUAAGUGACAUAUCUAGCUGAACUAGUAUAACUCCCUAAACUCCUUAUUAUGGUAACCAAUGAAUAUUACUCAAAUUUUAAGAUGCCUGUGACAUGGUUAUUAUAGAUUUUAAGUCAAUCUGACCUAGAGUUUUCAAGUUAUCACUAAGUAAUAAAUAAGCCUAAUGAGCUAUUGCCAUGGUUACAUAUAUCGUUCAAAAUAUAAACAAUAUUCCUGUAAAAUCAACACAAAGUCACUGUUUUAACUUAAACUAAUAAACUUAUUUUAUUACUAUUUCAGACUGUAAAAGUAGUUGUUUGAUCGCACACUUAUUGUAUUGCAUAACAGUUGUUGAAAAUUUUUUUUUUGAAUAAUGUGAACUACAACUGUAGAAGACUGUAGACUGAUUAAUUUUAUUUUAAUGUUGCCCCUUAUUCUCUCAUUGUGAUGUAAAUUAAUAGACUCGAUAUUCUUUUCUCACUCAUUUUUGACACAUCUCAAUGAAGUCUAAAAAAUUCAAUAUCUCUUUGCAUUUUUACUUGUUAUAUUUUAUGUGUUUUCGACUAUUGCCCAUUAUGCUUUGUCACUAUUAUGUAAGAUAAUACGAAGAAGAUCAAUGUACAAAAAAGUCUUAAACCAGUAAAUAAUGAUUAUUUUGAUAAUAAAUAGAAACGGUGACAAUAAUGAUAUGAAAAGAGUGUUUCUUUAAAAGGUAAUUUUAUACAUGUUAAUAGAAUGACCUGUAUUUUGAAAUAUAAAGAUCAGAAUGACCUAAUUUUGGGAUCUGGUUAUCAAACAAAGUCCCUUCUUUAAUAUCCUUUACAAUUUCGUCUAAAAUAUCUUGGGGGCUAAUAUAGGGUCACCUGUCCUUUGCUGGCAUAAUUAGACUCCAGGCACCAGUCCAAUAGCUGCACAGAUGCCAGAACAAGUCCCCCAGAUUGUUGUAGCAGCACCAGAUACGCUGCCAAUGGCACCUGCCGACUGAAGGGCGGCAAACCAGCCACCUGCAGGAACAGCCCCGGCAUAUCCAGCCAUCCAACCUGCAGCCCAACUACCUA
Owenia fusiformis is the source of this 2735-nucleotide messenger RNA. Lineage: Eukaryota; Metazoa; Annelida; Polychaeta; Sabellida; Oweniidae. The record is from the annotation of a GenBank genome assembly.